This is a messenger RNA of Impatiens glandulifera, 2453 nucleotides long. Its product is annotated as E3 ubiquitin protein ligase RIN2-like. Gene Ontology annotation, molecular function: ubiquitin protein ligase activity; ubiquitin binding. Bases 405 to 2120 code for a protein of 571 amino acids. NCBI's taxonomy places the organism in Eukaryota, Viridiplantae, Streptophyta, Magnoliopsida, Ericales, Balsaminaceae. The transcript has 13 exons. Gene Ontology annotation, cellular component: ubiquitin ligase complex; cytosol; plasma membrane. The record is from RefSeq and is a predicted model, not a curated record. Gene Ontology annotation, biological process: protein ubiquitination; ubiquitin-dependent protein catabolic process; positive regulation of plant-type hypersensitive response.
CACUUUGUCCUUUUGAAUUCUCGUUUGAAAGUGUCUUCGGUCUUUGAUUGAUGAUUGUAAGCUUAAAUCAGAAGAUUCUCCAUUAUGACUCGCCAUUAGCCUUUCUUGUUCGAUAUGGAAACUAUUCCCGUCGCGCUGAUGCAACAGAAAGUAUGUUAUGUUGAUCAUCCAUAGGUCAUCUCUGUAGUUUUCGAUCCAGUUACCUGUGAGGAUCUAACAUCAAUUACCGGCACUUCAGAGUGAAGCAGAUGGACAACUGUUACGAUGUGGUGGUUCCUUUCUGUGGAUAUGGAAGUGCAUGAGGUACCAGUUUCGCUGUGUGUGGGUAUAAAUUGAAGGCCAUGGAGCAUUUAUGAGAAAGGAUAUUGUCCCUUGGUUGCAUUGAGACAGUUACAUUAUUUCUAAUGGGCGCGAGCUAUUUGUCAAUCUCCGCAGGAUGCACAUUGCUGAGUAUUGGUUUACUCCAUUGGGCAGAAAUCUCACCUUACAACAUAAUAUCAGAUGGGAUAAUCUUUAACGACCAUCAUCUUCUAGAGCUGCUUCAGGGUUCUGCUACAACUGUUGUGUUAUAUGCGAAUCUUCUAUUAAACACAUUUAUCCUGUUUACCUUAUGCCUUAAGACAUUUUUCUUUGGCGAACUGUACGCUUCUGAAGUUCGCAAACUGGUGGAGAGGCUUAGUGAUUUUCUAUAUUACAAGGCAUCAUUUCUUCUAUUUGUUAUCAAGCCAACUAAACUUCAAGCUGGAAUAUGGCUGUCAUGGUUGAUCGUCCUUUGUUCAUUAAAGAUAUGCCAAGGUUUGGCUAGCGACCGACUUGAACGAUUGAACACAUCACCUUUUGCUAGCCCAUUGACAUAUUUUCGGGUGUAUUCUGUACUUUUGCUGGUUAUAUCUGUUGAUUUUCUAUGGAUAGGGCUGUGUUUGGUGGUAUACAGGAUGUUAGGAUCAUCAUUUCUUGUUUUAUUAUUCUUCGAACCUCUGGGUACUGCUUUUGGGAUUAUGCAGGGUAUCUUGGUUUAUGGGUUUCAGUUAUUGGAAAUAUGGAUGGAUCAUUCAGCUGGAGAUACCGUGAACUGUCCGCUUGUAAAACAUUUGUACAUGUCAACUGCAGGUUCAUUGUGUGAGUGGAAAAACAUGCUGAUUAGGAACUUGGGCUUUUACCUGGAAAUAAUGAUAUCUUUGAUGUCAAUUGCUCAUUAUGUGCAUAUUUGGUUACUUCAAGGCAUGGCAUUCCAUCUUUUGGAUGCCUUUCUUUUCUCAAACAUACAAGCCUUGAUUGUCGUGGUGAUAAAACGUGUCCAUGGGUUUAUUAGGUUGACAUAUGCUUUACGUUCUCUUCACGCAUUGCUUCCAGAUGCAACAUCUGAUGAACUACGUGCAUAUGAUGAUGAUUGUGCUAUCUGCAGGGAACCAAUGACAAAGGCUAAGACGUUAUCCUGUAAUCAUCUUUUCCACCUCAUAUGCUUGAGAUCUUGGUUGGAUCAAAGUUUAAGUGAAAAUUACUCUUGUCCCACUUGUCGGAAACCAUUCUCCUUACGCCGAACAGAAGUUGAAGAGAACUCUAGUGCUGUAGAUGUUUCGAUAAAUGAGCAAUCUUCUCACCACACAAGUACCGGGCUUCAUCAGCAAAAUCCACAUAAUCAGGUCCUUUCUACAUCAAUGCUCCCCAAUCAAGCUCAGAAUUCUUUUGAACAUGUUCCAUGGAGGGGAUCAGAAGCAGAUUAUGCCCUGUUUCGUUCUUUGUCAGGCCAGGGGCUUGAUGGUGCCGGUCCAUCUUCUAGAUCGUCAGUCAGAUUGGGUAGAAUUCAGACGAUGAUGAGGCAUCUGGAAGCUGUUGGGGAGACUUAUUCCCAUGCAGCACUUGAUACUGGUCCUUGGAAUCUUUGGCCCCUUUAUGCCUCUCAAGUUAGUGCAUCCGGUUCAAGUGUUCCUCCUGUUGGUUCGUUGAGAUUCCCUGGAAACACUGCUAGUUUACAUGCAAUGACUUCCAGAGCAAACAUACUUGCCAUGGUAGAGACAGUUAGAGAGGUGCUUCCACAUGUUCGUGAUGAUUUAAUUCUAGAGGAUCUUCUACGCACCAACUCGGCUGAGAGAACCGCGAAUAAUCUGCUCCGAUUGUGAAAAAAGGUGGAAGGGUAACAGUUGGGUUCGAACGAAUGAAAUCACCUUCGUUGUAUUUACUGUGCUAAAAGUUUAUACAAAUAAAAAGCCCUGAAAGUGGUUCUGGUUUUAAAUUUUCAUGCUAAAAGUUCAAUGCUUGUAGCUAAUAUACCAGUGUAGAUUAAAAAAAAAAUAAGUGGAAUGAUUGUGCUUUUAUAUUUUAAUUUCCAUUGUUGUAUUUUAAUUUGUUUUUCAUAGGGAUGACAAAAGUUACUUAACACUCCUAAUGGAUUGAAGUAGGUUAUUAUGUAUACAUCAUUUUCAAUUUAAAUGUUUGCAAGUUUACAUAUUUAU